AUGACUCUUGAUUCCACUUCAAUAAAGGAUAGAAAGAGUAUACCCAAUGUGGAGAACAAUGCGUCACUGGACCAAAGUGCGGAUCGCGAUGCAGAGACAAGCGCAACCACAAAGUCGAGGAAAACUUUGAACCCCACAUCCAAGUCGACGCCUGUAUCUUCAAAGGAUUUGCCUACUUCUGAAACAUCCACUGCAACAAAGGCAGCCUUACAGGAUAAACAAAAGAGGCGAAAGCAUAAGAACUCCAAGUUGGGAUGUCCAAACUGUAAGCAACGACGCGUGAAAUGUUCAGAAGACCUUCCUUCUUGCAAGAAUUGUAUAAAACACAAGGUUGAAUGUGGAUACUUGCACUACACCAAAGAGGAGAUUGAGGAGCUAAAACAAGCAAAACUAGAACGUCAACAAAUGGUAGAUGCGUCGAGGUCGGGCACGAAAUUGGAAUCGGAGGAAGUCGAGCAUCAACCGGAGUCGGGCUUUGGCUCGAAAGAUGGAUCCCCCUUGGUGAAAUCAAACUCUCCUUCUGCUAUCAGAGACAACAAACAGAAGAGAACAGCAAACAAAACAAGGAUCCUGAAGCCUAAAGAUGCACGCACGUCGGCAAAGGCUACACAGAGAGCGGCGCUGAAACGUAAUCAAUCGCGGGACACUAUAUCAACCACGAACCCGGCAUCGAGCACAUUUCAGUCAAAUGAUAAAGAACAAUCUCAAGACACACUCACCAAUAAAACCCAAGUUAAUGGAAGCGUUGUAGUCCAAAACUUUGAUGAUUUACUUGGCAAUGAUUCAGGAACGGGAAACUCAAUCAUAUAUCCUGUCUAUCGAAUGCAUCAAAACCAUCUGGAGGAGCAUCAUUUUAAUAUCGAUCACACUGAAUUUUCAGGAAAAAAGACAGACCUUCUCAAUCUACCAACUACACCAACCUCGUUUGUGCCAGGAACUGCUUUACCUGGAGCAGUCCACAGACCGACGCUGUUUUCUGUUAGUCGUUUCGCAAAUCACGUCAAUUAUGCAAAGGAAAGUGAACAAUUGUACGUGAGAGAGAAUCUGGACAUAAUGCACGGAGAAAUGGACCUCGAGCGAGUGAGAUAUGUGUAUUGGAACUGGUUGAGAUCAUGUGUUUAUCAAGGUGCUUUGCAUCCGUUACGAUUUUACUGCUUGCUUAACAUAUGUGCCAAUUAUUUAAUAUCCAAUUGCUUUGAGGAUUCAAACAAACAGCUUGGCGCUGGCGCAACAAACUCGCCAAUUGAGAGAGGUAAAGAGUUGGCUCACAUGCGUCAAACAUGUCUUGUAAAAACAAUACAUUACUAUGACCAGGUUAUAAAGCGUUUGAGGACUAUGUUGGCUUCAAAUAAUCCAAAUCCUGACACCACGUGCACCAUUUCCUAUUUGUUGGGUUUGACUUCGAUGUACGAUCCCGAGCGCUCCUCAUAUUCUACAAAUUGUUAUCGAGAAGGCCUUUUUGGCAUGUUGGAACAUUUUAAUAGUCUAAGUGGACCCAGAGAUCCUCCAUUGGUUGUGAAGGUACAGCUUAAGUUGAUGACAAACAUUAUGAUGACAGGGAACUUACCUGCUUACGGUCCCGUGCUUUUAGCUGAUGCACGUCAAAUGUUGAUUGCAUAUGGAGAUAUCAUAUUUUCAAUAUGUGAGCGUUUCGCAAACACGGUGGCACAAGACGACCCACGAUUUUCCACCUGCCAUUUCCUCCAAUUGAAAUAUCAUCAGCUUUUGCAAUUUAUGAGUGAGACUAUUGACGUAUAUUAUCCACAGAUCAAUGGAAACAUGGGCAAUAUGCAAGCACAGCAAUACAUCUUGUAUCAAAUGUUAGCCAAAUGGGUAAUCAUUUUCCCCAGUCAAUUACUUUUCCCCAAUGCAAGCCAGGGUCCUGUUGAAAAAGUCAUGUAUUUGUUCUACAAGUUUGUGAAGAAGGCACUAUUUGCUGUUUUCCCACAUGUGAAAUUUUUCUUUCUACGCAAUUUUGAUGGACCUACGUUGUUGGAUGUGUAUGCCAGUGACGACUACAGUGUUUAUGAGGAGCUAUUGCAGCCAUCAAAUUUGAAAGUUGACAUAUCUUAUUAUAAUCCUCAUAUUGAGCAGUUAAAGUAUGUUGCUGCUUUCUUGAUUCGUGGCUCAACAUACAUGUCUAAACGGUUUGCUAUAUUGUACCCGUUGCUAAUGAGAUUCAUCGCCAUGCAUGAUUUUCAAGGUAGUGACAUAAACGAAUGGCGCAAAACUGUUCAAAACUUUGCUGCCUUACGGGAAGAUUUUCGCGAGAAGAUGCAAGUGUCGGAAAUGAAUUUAAAUUCACUCACCCAUGGAUAUAUUCAAAGAAGCAAUUACCCCAUGGUGGGAAGCGAAAUAGGGCACCAUAAUAUUUCGAACGAUUUACUUGUUGAUUUCUCAACGUUGUUACCCCUGGGACUUUUAGCAGGAGAUUACGAUCCUGCUCUUGACAGAGUGUGA
Messenger RNA from Lodderomyces theae, 2460 nucleotides. RefSeq names its product Ecm22p (gene ECM22). The coding region runs from base 1 to 2460 and encodes 819 amino acids. Lineage: Eukaryota; Fungi; Ascomycota; Pichiomycetes; Serinales; Debaryomycetaceae. Gene Ontology annotation, biological process: regulation of transcription by RNA polymerase II. The transcript has a single exon. Gene Ontology annotation, molecular function: zinc ion binding; DNA-binding transcription factor activity, RNA polymerase II-specific. The record is from RefSeq and is a predicted model, not a curated record.